Messenger RNA from Daldinia vernicosa, 3712 nucleotides. Its product is annotated as cytochrome P450. The record is from RefSeq and is a predicted model, not a curated record. Gene Ontology annotation, cellular component: cytosol. Bases 187 to 3468 code for a protein of 1093 amino acids. The transcript has 7 exons. Gene Ontology annotation, molecular function: aromatase activity; flavin adenine dinucleotide binding; FMN binding. Lineage: Eukaryota; Fungi; Ascomycota; Sordariomycetes; Xylariales; Hypoxylaceae.
UGACGACUGACUACCUACCUCUUAAUACUCGGUAGCCACAAGUUACCGACGGCGAAUUCGGGGUUUAUCAAAGCCUACCGGAGGCUGAGCUCUAUAGUACACGAAUACAUAUAACAUUCCCAUAACGUCCUUAUACAUAUAAAGUCUCUAGGGUUCCUAUCCUAGAGACGAUUUACGUCGGACAGUAUGAACAUCGACUGGCCUUCAAUCCUAACUCUUCGACAAAGCAACAGUGAACCUAGCAAUAGUGAAAGUGAUACAAUGUCAGAAAUAACGCCUAUCCCAGAACCACCAAGUCUACCUUUCCUAGGCCACGUUACCGAGAUCGAUCGAGAACUCCCCUUACGCUCAUUUAUUUCGCUCGCCGAUAAGUAUGGUGAGAUAUAUCGACUUCGCCUUCCUGGAAGGUCGCUGGUAGUUUCUUCAAGUCAUCGUAUCGUGAAUGAGCUUUGCGAUGAGAAGCGUUUUGUCAAAAUUCCCAAAUCUGCUCUUAACGAAAUUCGAAAUGGUGUUCAUGAUGGUUUAUUCACAGCCCGACCAGAUGAGCCUAAUUGGGGUAUCGCUCAUCGAGUUUUAAUGCCUGCAUUUGGCCCCUUAUCGAUCCGGGGCAUGUUUGACGAGAUGCACGAGAUUGCAACUCAGCUUUGUAUGAAAUGGGCCCGAUACGGACCUUCAAACCCGAUCGACGUUACUGAAGACUUCACUCGUCUCGCGCUUGACACGCUUGCUCUCUGCUCGAUGGGUUAUCGUUUCAACAGCUACUAUACCUCAGAGCUUCACCCCUUCGUUGCAGCCAUGGGUGAUUUCCUCGUUGAGUCCGGCAACAGGCCGAACAGAACGAUGCCCACUUGGUUUUACCGAAAUGAAGACGCCAAGUACUGGGAGGAUAUCGAAGUCUUGCGAAAGACGUCCGACGAAGUUCUCCAAGAGCGUAAACGCAACCCGUCCAACCGGAAGGAUCUUCUCAGUGCCAUGCUUAACGGCGUGGACCCGAAAACCGGACAGCACAUGACUGAUACGAGUAUCACCGACAACUUGAUUACAUUCCUCAUCGCCGGUCACGAAACAACAUCAGGAUUGCUUUCAUUCGUGUUCUUUGAACUCCUAAAACACCCCGAGGCUUACCGAAAGGCCCAACAAGAGGUCGACACUGUUAUCGGGAAAGGUCCCAUCACAGUCGAGCACAUGUCUAAGCUCCCGUACAUUGUAGCUGUGAUGCGUGAAACCCUAAGAUUAUGCUCUCCCAUUCCCCAGAUCGGUGUCACACCUAGAGAAGAUACUCUUCUUGCCGGAAAGUACCCGGUAAAGAAGGGCGAGAUGACUGUUAUGAUGUUGAAGAAGAUGCACGUGGACCCGGCUGUGUACGGCGAGGAUGCCGAGGAGUUUAAGCCUGAGCGCAUGCUGGACGAGCCGUUCAACAAACUUCCCAAAAACGCGUGGAAGCCUUUUGGCAAUGGCCUUCGAGGCUGUAUCGGUCGUCCGUUUGCCUGGCAGGAGGCCACUUUGGCCAUAGCCAUGCUUCUACAAAACUUCAACUUCGUCCUUGACGACCCAUCUUAUACCCUGGCUAUUAAGCAAACAUUGACUAUCAAGCCGAAGGGUUUCCGCAUGAGGGCAACCCUCCGCGAUGGAAUGACUCCGGGCCAACUGGAACAUCGCCUGGCUGGAACACCUGAAUCACCAGCGGAUGCCCUAAACGGACUCUCAUUGAAUAACUCCCUGACAUCCGCCGCUAACGGUAGUAGUGGAAAGCCCAUCACAGUUCUGUACGGAAGUAAUAGUGGUACUUGCGAGGCCCUCGCUCAAAGAGUAGCUAGCGAUGCGUCGCGCAAGGGAUACAAGGUUUCCAAGCUUGAUAUCUUGGAUACCGCCAAUGGAAACCUACCUAAAGGUCAGCCUGUCGUCAUAGUCACCGCUUCAUAUGAAGGAGCACCGCCGGAUAACGCUGCCCAUUUCGUGUCUUGGAUAGAGAGUAUCAAAGACAAGACGACAUUCGAGGGAGUACAAUACGCUGUUUUCGGUGUCGGCCACCACGACUGGGCUCAGACCUUCCACAGGAUACCAAAGUUGGUGGAUAGCAAGCUCGAAGAAGGCGGCGCUACUCGCAUCGCAAAUUUGGGACUCACCGACGUUGGAAACGGCGACGCUUUCGCAGACUUUGAAGCGUGGGAGGAUGAGGUGCUUUGGUCAUCGCUUAACAAGCAAUACGGUACAUCUGAGGUUGAGACGGACCUAUCACCGGCUUCCGGCCUGAAAGUAUCAGUGACGAGCCCACGUACAUCCACCCUCCGACAGGACGUCAUGGAAGGUUUGGUAGUCGACACUCGCACGCUGACCGCCGAUGGAGAACCCGUUAAGAAGCAUAUUGAAAUCGUACUUCCAAGUGACGAAACAUACCGAGCUGGUGACUACCUGGCGGUCCUGCCCAUAAACCCUAAGCAGAUCGUCGAGCGAGCCAUGCGUAGAUUCCAUCUUCCAUGGGAUGCGCAUAUCACCAUCAACAGCGACGGAAUGACAUCCCUCCCAACCAACGCCUCACUCCCCGCCCACGACAUCUUCGGCGCUUACGUGGAACUAUCCCAACCGGCAACAAAGAGGAAUAUAAGCACUCUAGCCGAAGCCGCAAAAGACGAAGCCGAAAAAGAAGCUCUGAAGAACCUUGCAAAGGACUCCGAAGAGGCGUUCAACAAGCGCAUCUCGGUACUAGACCUACUUGAGAAGUACACGUCCGUCGACUUACCCCUGGGCGCUUUUCUCGCCAUGCUCCCGCCUAUGCGUGUGCGACAAUACUCCAUCUCCUCCUCCCCUCUAUGGAACCCCUCCCACGUAACUCUGACCUUCUCGGUCCUCGAAGCCCCGUCCAAGUCCGGCCAGGGCACAUACGUCGGCGUAGCAUCCUCGUACCUCGCAUCCCUCGCCCCGGGCGACAAGCUGCACAUCGCCGUCCGCCCAUCCCACGCGGCCUUCCACCUGCCGCAAGACGUCGAGAACACGCCCGUCAUCUGCGUCGGCGCAGGCACGGGCCUAGCUCCCUUCCGGGGCUUCAUCCAAGAGCGCGCGGCCAUGCUCGCCGCCGGCCGCAAAGUCGCGCCCGCUCUGCUCUUCGUCGGAUCGCGCGAGCCGGGCCGCGACGACCUCUACGCCGACGAGCUGGCGGAGUGGGAGAGCGCCGGGGCCGUGACGGUCUACCGCGCGUUCAGCCGCAGGCCCGAGGCGGCGGGCGGAAACCGGUACGUGCAGGAUGCGCUGCGGGCGUCUCAGGACGACGUCCUGAAGCUCUGGCGCGACGGCGCGAAGCUGUAUGUCUGCGGAUCGCGGGCCGUUGGCGACGGGGUCAAGGAAGUCAUUGUCGAGCUGAUCAAGAAGGGGGCGCAGGAGACCCACGGCAAGGACGUGACGGACGAGCAGGCGGCUCGGUGGUGGGAAGGCAUGCGGAAUACCCGGUAUGCUACGGAUGUGUUCGACUAAGCAUGUUUACCUACCUAUGCUUGCAUAUUAUUGUUGUUGGUGGUGUAGAUAUUGUUUGAUACCUUGGCGGGGGAGGACUAUUUAUUGUAUUUUGACUGGAUUCCAUUAGGUAUAUACCUCAGAUAGACCGAGUAUUUGCACAUAUAGCGGUGAGGUGAGGAUUAGAAAGGGGGUAGUUAGGGUGGUAUUCUAUGCUCUUCUCAGUAGAGACUUGGCUAUAAAUUGAUAUUGAUUAUACUACUUA